This is a messenger RNA of Carassius carassius (crucian carp), 2204 nucleotides long. Its product is annotated as mothers against decapentaplegic homolog 1-like. The transcript has 7 exons. Gene Ontology annotation, biological process: anatomical structure morphogenesis; BMP signaling pathway; cell differentiation. Gene Ontology annotation, cellular component: heteromeric SMAD protein complex. NCBI's taxonomy places the organism in Eukaryota, Metazoa, Chordata, Actinopteri, Cypriniformes, Cyprinidae. Gene Ontology annotation, molecular function: RNA polymerase II cis-regulatory region sequence-specific DNA binding; DNA-binding transcription factor activity, RNA polymerase II-specific; I-SMAD binding. The record is from RefSeq and is a predicted model, not a curated record. The coding region runs from base 274 to 1692 and encodes 472 amino acids.
CAGCGGUCCGCGACAUACUGACGCCAGGCGAGAGCACAGCGAGUCUGUAUGAACGCUGAGAAGGAUCGCGUCGAGGUGGCGCAGAAGGUGCACCUGACAAUCUGACCUAGAUCUGGAACUACACAACUUUCAGCAAUUACCCCUGUUGAUGUGUCGCUGCGGUUGAGAUUUUGAUUCUCUUGGAGGAGGUAGAGCAGAGAUUCCUUGUUUCUGUGUGGCUGAAUCCUGUGGACUAACUGUGACAGUGUUGGCUGUGGCGCACGUGGCGCCACUAUGAACGUCACGUCUCUCUUCUCCUUCACCAGCCCGGCAGUCAAACGACUGCUGGGCUGGAAGCAAGGCGAUGAAGAAGAGAAGUGGGCAGAGAAGGCUGUGGAUGCUCUGGUCAAGAAGCUGAAGAAGAAGAAGGGUGCUAUGGAGGAGCUGGAGAGGGCACUCAGCUCCCCCGGUCAGCCAAGCAACUGUGUCACUAUCCCCCGCUCGCUGGACGGAAGGCUCCAGGUGUCACACCGGAAAGGGCUGCCUCACGUCAUCUACUGCCGCGUAUGGCGUUGGCCUGACCUGCAGUCACACCAUGAGCUCAAGGCCCUGGAGUGUUGUGAGUUUCCCUUUGGAUCUAAGCAGAAAGAUGUGUGCAUCAAUCCCUAUCACUACAAGAGGGUGGACAGUCCAGUGCUGCCACCUGUGCUGGUGCCACGAAACAGCGAGUUCAAUCCUAAACUCUCUAUGCUGCCACGCUUCCAUAACCCACUCCAUCAGACAGAACCCCAUAUGCCUCAGAACGCCACCUUCCCUGACUCCUUUCAACAGCAGCCAGCGAACGCCCUUCCCUUCACACCCAACUCCCCCACCAACAGCUACCCCAACUCGCCCAACAGUGGCACAGGCAGUACAGCCACCUUCCCCCAUUCACCGUCCAGCUCAGACCCAGGCAGCCCUUUUCAGAUGCCAGAAACCCCUCCACCUGCAUAUAUGCCCCCAGAGGAGCCAAUGACAAAGGGAUGUCCGCAGCCAAUGGACACUAACCUGCUGGCUCAAAACCUGCCAGUGGAGCUCAGCAACCAACCAGAUGUUCAGCCUGUGGCAUAUGCGGAACCCAAACACUGGUGCUCCAUUGUGUACUAUGAGCUGAAUAAUCGUGUGGGAGAGGCUUUCCAGGCCUCCUCAACCAGUGUACUGGUGGAUGGCUUUACCGACCCCUCCAACAACCGGAACCGUUUCUGCCUUGGUCUCCUGUCGAAUGUCAACCGCAACUCGACCAUUGAGAACACUCGACGCCACAUCGGAAAAGGAGUCCAUUUGUACUAUGUGGGAGGGGAGGUAUACGCUGAAUGUUUGAGUGACAGCAGUAUCUUUGUCCAGAGCCGCAACUGCAACUAUCACCAUGGUUUCCACCCCACCACCGUAUGCAAGAUCCCCAGUCGCUGCAGCCUAAAGAUCUUCAACAACCAGGAGUUUGCCGAGCUCUUGGCACAGUCCGUCAAUCACGGUUUUGAAGCCGUCUAUGAACUCACCAAGAUGUGCACCAUCCGCAUGAGCUUUGUAAAGGGUUGGGGUGCAGAGUAUCAUCGACAGGAUGUGACAAGCACCCCAUGCUGGAUUGAGAUUCAUCUUCACGGGCCCCUGCAGUGGCUGGAUAAAGUCCUAACCCAGAUGGGCUCUCCUCACAACCCCAUUUCCUCCGUGUCCUAGACAGAGCUGACCAUAAGGCUACUGCAGAUGUCUGGGUUCCCAUGCAGAAGCUGAUUGGUUGAAGGGAGGGGUAGAGGGUGGGUUUUGUAUUCUACUUGAAGGCAGUUUGUUUGGGGGCAUAAAUUUUGGCUGAAGGGUCCUUAGUUUUCAGCCGUGAGAAUCUGGAAGAUACUUGACAACUUUGUGUGACCAAGCAUGUUAAAUGAUGAGGCCAUCAUACUUGUGACAAGUAUCCUCCUUUGGUCUUGUUUGUGGGUUUUUAAGCCAAUUUGUUUGUUUUCCUUCUUUUUCUUUUGCAUUUCUUCUCCUUUUUGCAGUUUACAAAUCAGUAUUCCAUUGGCAAAAAAAGGUCUGCAUCGUAGUUUAGAGACUAGUACAGGGUUGUAGAGUGUAGUGUAUGGUGAACACUUCUGGAAGGCAAAAAAGUAUGAAAACUCGUGCAGAAAUAUAAUGCUUUAAAUAAACUGAAUGGCAUGAUGCUGUAAAGAAGGAUAAUGAGGUUAUUAAUGCAA